This is a messenger RNA of Puccinia triticina, 678 nucleotides long. RefSeq lists its product as uncharacterized. The record is from RefSeq and is a predicted model, not a curated record. The transcript is spliced from 6 exons. Lineage: Eukaryota; Fungi; Basidiomycota; Pucciniomycetes; Pucciniales; Pucciniaceae. Bases 1 to 678 code for a protein of 225 amino acids.
AUGUCCAACACCGUUGCCGAAGCCGUCCCAGCCACCCAACCUGCCGUCCAAACCCCGGCCGCUGUCGACACCACCGCCGAGCCAGCCACUCAGAACAAACGGUUCAGCAACGUUCAGAAGACUGUUGGCUCCAAAGCAAAGGCGUUCCUCGAUGCUUUCCACACCGCGGGUGAACACAUCCGUGGCAACAUUAAUGCUGCCCUCGACGGAGCCGGUGACGCUAUUGCAGGGCGAAAGGCUGGAAAAGUAACUGGUCGCAAGUCUGGCGAACAAGCUUCGCGAACCAUUGAACCCACUGUUCCCGCUACCACCGAGCCUGCCGUUGCAAUUGCUGCUACCGCCCCCGCUGCAGCUGAAACAAAUGCUACUGGUGAGGCCACCGCUGCUCAGCAACCCGAUGAGAAAAAGUUUGUUGUCGGCCAAUUCAUCAACACUAGCUUCAAGCGCACCGCCACCCUGGUACACCGCGUCGGCGGAUCAUUGAGGUCCAAGAGUACCAGCACCGUCGACUCGCUUGGCAACACUCUUUCUAACGGCAAACAACGUGCCUCUCGCCGCUUCAGCCGUGCACCCAAGGUUGCUGACGGUACAGUAGUCGAAGAAUCUUCAGCCACCGCUACCCCAGUGCCUGCCGAAGCCCCUCUCGCCGCCGCACCGGCAGCCGCCACGACAGCUUAG